GGUUUUCCUUGGCCAAAAUGGUGACCGUGAUGUUGAAGGAAAUGAAUUACCUCGGCUAGUUUAUGUCUCUCGCAAGAAGAGACCUGGUUUUGAUCAUCACAAGAAAGCUGGUGCCAUGAAUGCUCUGAUAAAUAUGAAGGGUUUGGAUGGUAAACAAGGACCAAUUUAUGUCGGAACUGGUUGUGUCUUCCGGAGGCAGGCUUUGUAUGGAUAUGAUGCCCAUAAAAAGAAACCUCCCGGGAAAACAUGUAACUGUUGGCCAAAAUGGUGCUGCUUGUGUUGUGGGUCUAGAAAAAGAGGUAGGAAAAUAAAGUCCGAUGAGCAAAAGAAGACAGGGAGGAACAGGGAGGCUUCAAAGCAGAUUCAUGCACUGGAAAAUAUUGAAGAGGGAAUUGAAGGUAUAGACAAUGAAAAAUCAUCACUAAUGUCCCGACUAAAGUUCAAGAAGAAAUUCGGUCAAUCCCCAGUUUUUAUAGCUACAACCCUGAUGGAAGAAGGUGGUGCCCCAAAGGGAGCCACUACUGCAUCACUUUUGAAAGAAGCCAUUCAUGUCAUUAGCUGUGGUUAUGAGGACAAAACGGAAUGGGGAAAAGAGGUGGGCUGGAUAUAUGGCUCCGUUACAGAGGAUAUUCUAACGGGCUUCAAGAUGCAUUGUCUUGGCUGGCGAUCUGUAUACUGCGUGCCUAAGCGGCCCGCUUUCAAGGGUUCAGCUCCAAUAAACCUAUCAGAUCGCCUGCAUCAGGUUCUCCGUUGGGCUCUUGGAAAGGUUGAGAUCCUUUUGAGCAGGCAUUGUCCGAUAUGGUAUGGGUAUGGCUGUGGCUUAAAAUGGUUAGAGCGGUUUUCUUACAUCAACUCGGUCGUCUAUCCUUUGACUUCCAUUCCCUUGAUCGCAUAUUGUACUCUUCCAGCCGUUUGUCUUCUAACAGGAAAGUUUAUUGUCCCUGAGAUGAGCAACUAUGCUAGUCUCAUUUUCAUGGCACUCUUUAUAUCUAUUGCGGCUACAGGCAUCCUUGAGAUGCGGUGGGGUGGUGUCGGUAUCCACGACUGGUGGAGAAAUGAGCAGUUCUGGGUAAUUGGUGGGGUCUCCUGUCACCUGUUUGCUCUCUUCCAGGGUCUACUAAAAGUUUUGGCUGGAGUCAGCACAAAUUUCACGGUCACGUCCAAAGCCGGAGAUGAUGGAGAAUUCUCUGAGCUAUACCUCUUUAAGUGGACAUCACUGUUAAUCCCUCCCUUGACUCUGCUCAUCCUAAACAUAAUUGGAGUCAUUGUCGGCGUUUCAGAUGCCAUCACUAAUGGCUACGAAUCUUGGGGUCCACUGUUUGGUAAACUUUUCUUUGCUUUGUGGAUCAUUGUUCAUCUGUAUCCCUUCCUCAAGGGAUUCAUGGGAAAACAAGAUCGGUUACCUACAAUCAUAAUUGUUUGGGCAAUUCUUCUUGCCUCGAUUUUAACUCUUUUAUGGGUCCGAAUAAACCCUUUCAUUUCCAAGGACGGCAUUGUACUAGAGGUGUGUGGAUUGGAUUGCAACUAGGAUUAGACUCGAAGAGGAGGGCACCCUUUUGCAAUUGGCGGUGGGAUUCAUCAAUGAGAAGGCUCCUUGAAGGGUAUAUGUACAAAAAAAGGAAAAUUGAAAAGAAGAAAGGAAAAGUAUGA
Eucalyptus grandis is the source of this 1650-nucleotide messenger RNA. RefSeq names its product probable cellulose synthase A catalytic subunit 9 [UDP-forming]. Gene Ontology annotation, biological process: cellulose biosynthetic process; plant-type primary cell wall biogenesis. Gene Ontology annotation, cellular component: plasma membrane; trans-Golgi network. The record is from RefSeq and is a predicted model, not a curated record. Gene Ontology annotation, molecular function: cellulose synthase (UDP-forming) activity. Lineage: Eukaryota; Viridiplantae; Streptophyta; Magnoliopsida; Myrtales; Myrtaceae.